Papaver somniferum (opium poppy) is the source of this 594-nucleotide messenger RNA. Its product is annotated as macro domain-containing protein VPA0103-like. The record is from RefSeq and is a predicted model, not a curated record. Bases 1 to 594 code for a protein of 197 amino acids. Lineage: Eukaryota; Viridiplantae; Streptophyta; Magnoliopsida; Ranunculales; Papaveraceae. The transcript has 6 exons.
AUGGCAUCUAAGGGCGGCGGAGGAGAAGGAAAUCGCGGUGAUGGUGUUAAGGAUUUCAAAUUAUCUUUAUCAAGUAGUCUUAAAAUACAAAGAGGUGAUAUCACAAUGUGGUUGGUUAAUGGUACUUCUGAUGCCAUUUUAGGUAGGUGGCCUCAUACUGGUUGGAAAUGUUUUUGCUUAGCCAUACAUAGAGCAGCAGGACCUGAACUAGGAAGAGCUUGUUAUACUGUUCCAGAGGUCCGUCCUGGAAUUCGCUGUCCAAAAGGAGAAGCCAGAAUUACUCCAGCAUUUCAGUUGCCCGUUUUUCAUGUUAUUCACGCUGUUGGUCCUGUUUAUCACGUUGAUAAUCACCCAGAAGUUACUCUAAGAAAUGCAUACAGAAACUGCUUAAAGCUUGCAAAAGAGAACAAGAUCGAGUAUAUCGCCUUUCCUGCCAUAUCUUGUGGUGCUUAUGGUUAUCCCUAUGACGAAGCUGCUGCAAUUGCAAUAUCUACUAUAAUGGAAUUAUAUGGUGACUUAAAAGAGGUGCACUUUGUUCUAUUUGAAGAUGACAUUUACGAUGCUUGGUUGAAUAAGGCAAAUGCAUUGCUUUAG